AUGGUUUCACUUUUGGUUGAAGCAUGUUUGGGUAUACCGCAGCUUCUCAGAAAUUACCAACGACAUGCAACGACUGGCAUGAGUGUUCGUAUGGUGUUGAUGUGGCUGAUAGGCGAUUGUGCUAAAACUGUUUACUUUAUCGUUCGAUCAAGUCCUGUGCAAUUUUGGGUUUGUGCCAUAUUACAGAUAACGAUUGAUAUACUAAUACUCGCUCAAGUUCAUUUCUACGGGAAAGGUGCAGCAUCUUUGCCGUACGCUUCCGCUCAGUCAGUUCGAUAG
This is a messenger RNA of Dracunculus medinensis (Guinea worm), 279 nucleotides long. The record is from the annotation of a GenBank genome assembly. Lineage: Eukaryota; Metazoa; Nematoda; Chromadorea; Rhabditida; Dracunculidae.